This is a messenger RNA of Williopsis jadinii, 168 nucleotides long. RefSeq lists its product as uncharacterized. NCBI's taxonomy places the organism in Eukaryota, Fungi, Ascomycota, Saccharomycetes, Phaffomycetales, Wickerhamomycetaceae. The annotation marks the transcript as partial. The transcript has a single exon. Gene Ontology annotation, biological process: regulation of transcription by RNA polymerase II. Gene Ontology annotation, cellular component: nucleus. Gene Ontology annotation, molecular function: DNA-binding transcription factor activity, RNA polymerase II-specific; RNA polymerase II cis-regulatory region sequence-specific DNA binding. The record is from RefSeq and is a predicted model, not a curated record.
CGCAAUAGGUGUAACAUUUGUCAGAAGCAGUUCAAAAGACCAUCUUCUUUACAGACUCAUCUGUACUCUCAUACCGGGGAGAAGCCAUUUGCGUGUGAUUGGAAAGGUUGUGGUAGGUUAUUCAGUGUCAGAAGCAAUAUGAUUAGACAUCGCAAGCUACAUGAACGA